Molecule: messenger RNA, 843 nt
Organism: Bubalus bubalis (water buffalo)
Lineage: Eukaryota; Metazoa; Chordata; Mammalia; Artiodactyla; Bovidae
Gene: FCN3
Product: ficolin 3
Source: RefSeq, a predicted model, not a curated record
AUGGGCCCGCUGCGGACCCCACCUCCCCUUUACCUCCUCUUGUUUGGGGAGCCUGCCUCUCUGAGGACCCAGGGCUACCCCAGCUGCCCAGAACCCAGGAAACUGGAAGCCAGUAAAGUUGUCCUCUUGCCCAGUUGUCCUGGAGCCCCAGGAAGUCCUGGGGAGAAGGGAGCACCAGGUCCUCAAGGGCAACCUGGACCACCGGGCAAGAUGGGUGAUCCUGGGGAGCCAGGCCCUGGGAGCUGCUAGGAGCUGCUGAGCUGGAAUACCACUUUGAAUGACUGGUAGCAUGUGUGCCUUCCUGAGGGCUGAGCCCUCCCAGUCUUUUGUGAGAGUUCAGACACCGCAAAUGGUGCCUGGCUGGUGCUCCAGGGGUGACGGGAUGGUCCCGUGGAUUCCUUCUGCUCUCGGUCACCCUACACAGCAGGUGUGGGGAGCCAGGAAUCUGAAUUCUGGCCGGGGAAUGAGAAUUUGCACCAGCUUACUCUCCAAUGCACCCAGGAGCUGUGGGUGGAGCUGGAGGACUUAGGCAACCACACCUUUGUUCCCUGCAGGUCCUUCCUCCUCCUAGCAGAGGCAGACCAUCACCAGCUGGUGCUGGGCAGGUUCUCAGAGGGCAGGGCAGGGGCCUCCCAGAGCUUCCACGGCGGGAAACCCUUUCCCACCGACCAUGAUACAAGUGGGAGAAACAGCACAAUGACUCUUCCUGGUGCCUGGUGGUAUGGAUCCUGCUAUCAGACCAAUCUCAACAGGCACUACUUGAUGUUCAAAGCCCCUGCCCAUAAUUAUGGCAUCAACUGGGCCUCACGCCAAGGCGUGGGCCACCUUUACCACAGGGAUUAA